Molecule: messenger RNA, 384 nt
Organism: Rasamsonia emersonii CBS 393.64
Lineage: Eukaryota; Fungi; Ascomycota; Eurotiomycetes; Eurotiales; Trichocomaceae
Exons: 3
Coding region: 1-384 (127 amino acids)
Source: RefSeq, a predicted model, not a curated record
AUGCUUGCUGCUUGUUGCAGGUUCUGCUUCCGCUACUUCUGGGUUCGACCCCGUGAGAAGUACCCCAGAAAAUAUCGCAAACGAUACUGUAUGGUGACCUCAAACUCGGAGAGGUCCGGAGGGCCUCCGGGCAUGACAAUCUGUCAAGCGGCACCAAAAGCCGCGUCAGCAGCCGGGAAGAGGCUGCAAGUUCAGAGGACAGUAGCAGGAGAGCAGCAGAGGUGCUAUAGAUGGCAUAAUGAGGCGCGUGGCCGACAGAAUCGUGCCGGGGGGUGGGAGGAGGUGGAAUUUGCUUUACUUAUGUAUGCAUGCAUAUAUAGAGAGAAACCUCCUGACUCGCAGAUCAAUACUACGGAGUAUACUACUACGGUACUACCUGUAUAA